AUGCGAGACGACGCGAACGAACCCGCGAGCUCGAGCGCGUCGUUAUCGCACUGCUCGCUCGAUGCGCUGUUAAAACGACGCGCAAAGAUGGAACAAGAGAUGUCCGCCAUCAGCGCGCGACUCUCCGCGAGCGAUGCCCCGGGUUUGAGAGGCUCGCUCGUCGACCCCGAGGGGUUCCCGAUCGCCGGAUGUGAUCUCUACGCCGUUCGCGCCGAUCGCGGGCGGUACAACGUGUUAAGGAACGAUUACGUGCGAUUGAACGACGAGUUGCAGAAACGCAUCGCGGAGCGAAUGGCGGAAGCGCGGACGCGACGCGGGAUGGAGCGACUCGACGUGCGCGAGGUGACCUCGAAGACGCCGGCGCCGGAACCGAAAGUCGAACCGAGAGCGGAGGACGAGGACGCCGGACGGGCGUUUUGCGUCAUAGAUCAGAUCGCGGACGGAUCUCCGGGAGAUGUCGAUGGGUUGCGCGUUGGUGACCGCGUGUGCGCGGUGGGUGGGGUGCGAUGGGGGUUCGAAGACGCGCGCGCGACGCCGCCGGCGUCAGUGUUGACCGACGCGUCGCGCGCGUUUUCUGAGAAUGAAAACGUCCCCGUGCGCGUCGUCGUUCUGAGGCGCGGCGAGCGGGUUGUGGUCUCGGUGACCCCGCGCGCGUGGUCUGGACGAGGAUUAGUCGGGAUUCACAUGCAACUGCUUUGA
This is a messenger RNA of Ostreococcus tauri, 699 nucleotides long. Its product is annotated as PDZ domain. Gene Ontology annotation, cellular component: nucleus; cytoplasm. The record is from RefSeq and is a predicted model, not a curated record. Lineage: Eukaryota; Viridiplantae; Chlorophyta; Mamiellophyceae; Mamiellales; Bathycoccaceae. The transcript has 2 exons. Bases 1 to 699 code for a protein of 232 amino acids. Gene Ontology annotation, molecular function: protein binding. Gene Ontology annotation, biological process: proteasome regulatory particle assembly.